CAGUGUUUCACAAGGGCAGUUACAAAAUACAUAACCUUCUUAAGACCAAAAUUUCCUCCGAUUAUGAUUUUGAAUUCUUAUGGUUCUCUUCUCUAACAUUAUUAAACAGAACCCCACCAUUCUCUCUCCUCUUUCUCUCUAGUGUGAGAGGGAUGUUGGAGAAGACCAUGAAGACAUCUAGUACGAUGUUUCAGGACAAGUAUCAUAAUCAUAGCACUGGCAAAAGGGAGAGAUGUCUGAGUCUGACCUUAGGGAAGGGAGUGCCUUUUGUUUUGACCUCUCUCUUAAUGGCUUCAAUUUUUAGUUUUUUCUUCCUCUAUAAUCCAUACCCUUUAACCCUCGCACCCCAUCAAGGCCAUGACAUGCUUGAAAAUCCCUCUCCAAAGCAAGAAGAACAUGUCAUCACAACAACAACAAAGGUUUCACCUUCCAAACCACAAAAGGAACAGAAAACAUGUGACCUUUCUAAGGGUCACUGGGUACCAGCUUUGGGAGGGUCAUCAACCUAUUACACCAAUUCAAGCUGCACCACAAUCCCUGAUAGCAAAAACUGUUUCAAGCAAGGGAGAAUGGACAGUGAUUUUCUCAAUUGGAAAUGGAAGCCUGAGCAAUGUGAUCUUCCAAGGUUCCACGCCAGAACCUUCCUCCACAUGGUUCGUGCCAAGAAAAUGGCUUUCAUUGGAGAUUCUGUGGCCAGAAACCAUGUGGAUUCCCUCCUCUGCCUCUUGUCACAGGAUGAAAUUCCAAAGGACGUUUACAAGGACUCAGAAGACAGGUUUCGCAAAUGGUAUUUCCCCAUCCACGAUUUCACUCUCACGAUGCUGUGGAGCAGGUUUCUCAUAGUAGGCGAGGAGAGAAUGGUAAACGGCACAGGCACUAGCAUUUUCGACAUGCACCUCGACAAGGUCGACAAUGAUUGGGCCAAAGAACUUCCCAACCUAGACUACGCAAUAAUCUCAGCGGGACACUGGUUUUUCCGAGUAAUGCACCUCCAUGAAGCAGGAAAACAAGUAGGUUGUGUCUAUUGCAACGAAGAAAACAUCACAAGCUACAAUCCAGACUUCACCAUAAGGAAAGCAUUCAGAACAGCCUUCAGACACAUCAAUGCAUGCAAGGAAUGUGGGAGAAAAAAAAUGGUGACAGUGUUGAGGACUUUUGCACCAGCACACUUUGAGGAUGGAGUAUGGAACACUGGAGGGUAUUGCAAUAGAACAGGUCCUGUGAGUGAGAGUGAGGUUGAUUUUGGAAAGUUUGAUUGGGAAGUGAGGGGUAUUCAGAUGGAGGAGUUUGAGAGAGCAAGGAGAGAAGGCACUAUGGAAAAAUUAGGGCAUAAUAAUAAUAAUAAUAAUAAUAGGUUUGAGAUGGUGGAUGUUGCUAGGGCUAUGUUGAUGAGGCCAGAUGGACACCCUGGGGAGCAUUGGGGGAAUAAGUGGAUGAAGGGUUAUAAUGAUUGUACUCAUUGGUGCCUUCCUGGUCCUGUUGAUGUGUGGAGUGAGUUGUUGCUUGCUGUGCUCAAAAGAGAGGCUGGGAUGGUGGUGGCAUGACUUUUGAACUUAAUUGAUUAGGGUUAAACAUUAUUAUUAUUUACAUGAAGAUAAAUAAAUAGAUACAUUUAUAUGUAA
Messenger RNA from Glycine soja, 1622 nucleotides. RefSeq names its product protein ALTERED XYLOGLUCAN 4-like. The transcript has 4 exons. Gene Ontology annotation, molecular function: O-acetyltransferase activity. The coding region runs from base 153 to 1544 and encodes 463 amino acids. Gene Ontology annotation, cellular component: Golgi apparatus. Lineage: Eukaryota; Viridiplantae; Streptophyta; Magnoliopsida; Fabales; Fabaceae. The record is from RefSeq and is a predicted model, not a curated record.